Molecule: messenger RNA, 5299 nt
Organism: Talpa occidentalis (Iberian mole)
Lineage: Eukaryota; Metazoa; Chordata; Mammalia; Eulipotyphla; Talpidae
Gene: ARHGAP45
Product: Rho GTPase activating protein 45
Exons: 23
Coding region: 186-3431 (1081 amino acids)
Biological process (GO): signal transduction; activation of GTPase activity
Cellular component (GO): membrane
Molecular function (GO): GTPase activator activity
Source: RefSeq, a predicted model, not a curated record
AGGCUGUUCCUGUGGGAUGAGCGCCUGGCCGUGAGGGCCGGGCCGUCACGUGCUCCUGACAACUGGGGAGGGGGUGGCCCGAGACAAUGUGGUCUCCGGGCCGCCAGUGCCGGGAGCUGCUGCGCUGAGGCCCCCCGACUGCCGUCCCCAGGCCGCCCCCUCGGAUACCGGGCCCCCACCCCACCAUGUUCUCCAGGAAGAAGCGGGAGCUCAUGAAAACCCCUUCCAUCUCCAAAAAGAACCGGGCGGGAAGCCCCAGCCCGCAGCAGCUCUCAGGGGAGCUGCCCAAGAGAGAUGGGGCCGACGCGGUGUCUCUUGGAUCCAGCCUAGAGCCACCCAGUUUGGCCUCGAACAUCAAGGCCACGGGCACGCUCAAGCGGCCCACCAGCCUGAGCCGCCAUGCCAGCGCUGCCGGCUUCCCGCUGUCUGGUACCAGUACUUGGACACUGGGCCGGGGCCACCGUAGCCCACUGUCAGUGGCCAGCCCCGAGGUGCCCGUGGAGGGUCUCAGUCUUGAUGCCGCCGAGGACAUCUCCCAGCUGCUGGCGGACGUCUCCCGCUUUGCCAAGGGCCUUGACAACCUCAAGGAGUGUGUUUUGCAAGACGCAGACCUCCUUGAGGCGCGGGGGCCCAUGGCCCAUGAGCGUCUAUACGAUGCCCUACGAGUGUUCCGCCAGCUUAUCGGCAAGUAUCCACUGCUGAACACCAUGGAGACACUCACAGCCGCUGGCAACCUCAUGGCCAGGGUCAGAGGCUUCCAUUACGAGUGCAACAAUGAGUUGGACAAGCAGGAGUUUGAGAAAGCCUUGGAAACUCUUGCUGUCACCUUCAGCAGCACGGUGUCUGAGUUCCUCAUGGGUGAAGUGGACAGCAGCACCCUCUUGUCAGUGCCCCCCGGGGACCCCAGCCAGUCCAUGGAGAACCUGUACGGACAGGGGGGUGAGAGUGCCCAGGCCAGCGCUGAGGACUGUGAUGCGGGCUGCCCACCGCCCGAGGAGGUGGACAUGCUGCUGCAGCGCUGUGAGGGGGGUGUGGACGCCGCGCUGCAGUACGCCAAGAACAUGGCCAAGUACAUGAAGGACCUCAUCGGCUACCUGGAGAAGCGCACGGUGCUGGAGAUGGAGUUUGCCAAAGGCGUGCAGAAGAUCGCCCACAGUUGCCGACAGAGCGUCUUGCAGGAGCCCCACAUGCCCCUCCUGUCCAUCUACUCACUGGCCCUGGAGCAGGACCUGGAGUUUGGCCAUAAUUUGGCGCAGGCCGUGAGCACACUACAGACCCAGACCUUCAUACAGCCUCUGAACCUGCGGCGAAUGGAGCAUGAGAAGCGCAGGAAGGAGAUCAAGGAGAUGUGGCACCGAGCCCAGAGGAAGCUGCAAGAUGCAGAGACCAACCUGCGCAAGGCCAAACAGACCUACAUUCAGCGCUGUGAUGAACAUGACAAGGCCCGCCUCAUGGUGGCCAGGGCUGAGGAAGAACAGCCCGGCGCUGGGCCUGGGGCUGGGGGUUCUGCAUCCAAGACCCUGGAUAAGCGGCGACGCGUGGAGGAGGAAGCCAAGAACAAGGCAGAGGAAUCCAUGGCCACGUACCGCACCUGCAUAGCAGAUGCGAAGACACAGAAGCAGGAGCUGGAGGACACCAAGGUGACCACUCUGCGGCAGAUCCAGGAGGUCAUCCGGCAGAGCGACAUGACCAUCAAGUCGGUCACCAUCUCCUACCACCAGAUGAUGCACAUGCAGACGACGCCGCUCCCUGUGCACUUCCAGAAUCUGUGCGAGAGCAGCAAGCUGUACGACCCGGGCCAGCAGUACGCCUCCUAUGUGCGCCAGCUGCAGCGCGAGGAGGAGCCAGAAGUGCAGUACGACUUUGAGCCCCAUGUCUCGGCCAUCACUUGGUCUCCAGUCAUGCGUGUCCGCAAGGGCAGCUUCAAUGGAGGUGACGGUGUGGGGUCAGAGGCCAUCAGCAGCCCCCCAGCAGAAGGGGCACUUGCCAAGGAGGACAGUGGUGGGCACGGACAGCAGGUGCACAAGUCAAGGCCAGUCUCCAUGUCAGAGUGUGACGGCAGCCUGGACCCCGCCUCUGGCUCAGGGGACUUUAAGCAGCUAGAGCGGACCUCAUCCCCUGGCACCCUGUCCUUCAGUGAGGAGCUUGCAGUCCAGGAGAGCAGUGCAGGGGCGUCAGCCUUAGAGCAAACUGACCUCAAUGGCAUGGCUCCCGAGCUGCCAGUGACCAUGCCCAACAGGCCCUUCCGGAACAUAGGGCUGUCCAAGGCGGCCCGCACCCACCGGCUCCGCAAGCUCCGCACACCGGCCAAGUGCCGGGAAUGCAACAGCUACGUGUACUUCCAGGGCGCUGAGUGCGAGGAGUGCUGCCUGGCCUGUCACAAGAAGUGUCUGGAGACGCUGGCCAUCCAGUGUGGCCACAAGAAGCUGCAGGGGCGCCUGCAGCUCUUCGGCCAGGACUUUGGCCAGGCAGCCCGCGGGAGCCCCGACCUCAUACCCUUCGUGAUCAAGAAGUGCAUCAGUGAGAUCGAGCGGCGCGCUAUGCGCACUAAGGGCAUUUACCGGGUGAACGGGGUGAAGACGCGUGUGGAGAAGCUGUGCCAGGCCUUCGAAAACGGCAAGGAGCUAGUGGAGCUGUCCCAGGCCCCGCCCCAUGACAUCAGCAACGUCCUCAAACUCUACCUGCGCCAGCUGCCAGAGCCGCUCAUCUCCUUCCGCUUCUACCACGAGCUGGUGGGGCUGGCCAAGGACCAUCUGAAGGCUGAGGCUGAAGCCAAGGCAGCGUCCCGGGGUCGGCCGGACGUCGCCGCGAGCGAGGCAGCGUCCAUCGCCAUGGCGGGCCGGCUGCGGGACCUCCUGAGGGAACUGCCGCCCGAGAACCGGGCCACGCUGCAGUACCUGCUGCGGCACCUGCGCAGGAUUGUGGAGGUGGAGCAGGACAACAAGAUGACUCCGGGGAACCUGGGUAUCGUGUUUGGGCCCACACUGCUGCGGCCGCGGCCCACGGAAGCCACCGUGUCCCUCUCCUCCCUGGUUGACUAUCCCCACCAGGCUUGCAUUGUGGAGACCCUCAUCUCCCACUACAGUCUGGUCUUUGAGGAGGAGCCAGACGAGGUGCCUGCGGGCCAGGAUGGAAUAUCCAGCCAGCAGGCUGAAGAGGUCGAGCAAAUGCCAUACCUCGGGGCAUGUGAGGAGGCUGAGGAUGGAGGCCAAGAAUCGCACCUUGCCUCAAAUGACUCUGACUCGGAGCUGGAGGAAGUAGAUCCGCUGUCAUCAUCUGUGGGUGGGAGUGCCCUGCCCUGCCUCGGCCUCUUGGAGAAACAGGGCCGUGAAGCCAAUAUGGUGGAGUCUGCGGACAGCCUUAACCUCAGCUGCAACGAAGAGCAGCUAAGGGCUGCAGCUGGGGAGGUGGGGGUCAGGCCAGGGCUCUAGGGGGCUGUCCAGGUAUAGCACCAACGGUGCAGCAAUACGGCCCCAGUCUGAAUCCCUGGUGUGAGUGUUCAUGGCAAGUGGGUGGCAGAGGGCACUGGCCAGAUAUGGCCAGUUUUUCUAACAGGGGUUCAGUUUGGCACACUGUCCCUGUGGACACCCCUGAACCUGGCCACACUGUCCUGUGUUCUUUGCUCAGAACACCUGGGUUGUGCCAGUCUGUCGCUGGUCUUCUCCUUCCUGCACUGUGUCAUGGCCACUGUUGGCCACCUUUCUAGAAGCUGACUGGCCCUUACCCUGGCUCAGGUCUGGUCACCUAGGCGUGACCUCUUGCUGGACUCUGAAACCAGGAGUGUGCAUGCUGGAAACCAGACAGUGGCCUCAGGAUCCUUUAGCAUUUCCAGAAAGCCGGGUUGGACCUGGGCUUUAGGUACAUGGUGCAGUAUCUCAGGUUAAGAGACAGUUCUUUGAGGUAAAUUCUCUUUUGCUUAAAAUAAAGUCUUUGCUCUAAGCCUGUCUUCUCUGGCAGUAGCAGGGGACAGGGAUGCAGAAGACUUUAGCAGCUUCCCCAAUUUCCACAUGAGCCUGGCGACCAUUGAGGCAGGCUGUUGUGAGGACACUUAGCUGUCAAAUAGCCCCUGCACACAGCUUCUAGCUCUGUUGUCUGUUAAGGCAGCACCCAGUCCCAUGUGGCUGUGGAGUGCCUGAGUGGCCGGUGUGCCUGAGGAACAUGUUUCUAUUUCAUUUCAUUUUUUUCCAGAAUGAGGCACCCUGGAGGCAGUGGCCUCCAUCUAAGAUAGCGCUUCAAGUGCUUAGAGCCAGGCGAGGAUGCUCCCCAACUCCUGCUGCUGACCCCCGCCCCCCAUCACAGGCGCACAUCAGGCUUACCCUGGAGGGCAGUGACAGCUCAGCCAAGCGGGCCCAACUUGUCACUUUAUGCAGAAUUGACAGGGGACUCCCACCCGGUCCUGAGGCGCGCAGCCAGGGAGAGGAAGGCCAGGCCUUCCUGGUACAGAACAGCUCCUGAACCCUGCAGCCAACACUGGGCUUAGAUAAGCAGAGGCUUUGACAGCAAAAAGCAGAACAGCUCAACCUGGCUGCUACCGUGGUGGCUCUAAGAGGGAUGAAAAGACCACUGGGCUAGUAACAACAGCCCCAUCUGUUUCGCAGAAAGAUUCAUGGGCGCAGAAUCAUGCCUAAUUCCCAUGGCUUCACAGGUAGAAGCAUCUUCAGGUACGAUUUGACCUGGCUGAUAGGUGUCAGGGUGGCCAGUGGGCCAUGUAAACGCCAGCCCCCGCUGACCCCACACAGCUGUCAGGGGCCCUUCUUCCAGAAGCCCCAAGGCCGGCAUCAGAGCAAUAGCCAUUGCCGACCAAGCUCAGGGACGUGGGGUUGGCUGCGAGUGGCAGCACAGGCAGGUCUUAAGGCGUCUUGAGAUGGAUUCCCAGAGCACAGCCAGGUGCUGCUAGGAGGGCGCAGAGGUGGGGCAAUAACAGAGUUUUUUACAAAGCUGACGGAAAUACGCACCCUCUGUAGCUGGGAACUACCACUAGCAUCGCAAGCCCAUCAGUGGGGACAGAGCAGGUUUGUACGCAGCUUCAGAGACAAAGCAACCUAAGUCAGAAGGAAUUGUCAGGCCUCCCUGGUGGCGCAAGGGGUUAAGCACAGGACUGUGAAGCUAUCUGCAGUCACUGCCAUCCCACGCCAGGGAGCUGACCCACAAGGCACAGAUCUGUCUUGUCUUGCCUGCUGCUCCCCUCAGCUGUGUAUUUCAGUGGGUCUGCCCGUUCUGUUCCCCACUGUCUCUGGUGAAUCCUCUCACCCCGGACACCUCUGGCCUGUACCCCAGUACUUGUAUACAUAAAUAAAUC